Folsomia candida is the source of this 556-nucleotide messenger RNA. RefSeq lists its product as uncharacterized. The record is from RefSeq and is a predicted model, not a curated record. The coding region runs from base 12 to 527 and encodes 171 amino acids. NCBI's taxonomy places the organism in Eukaryota, Metazoa, Arthropoda, Collembola, Entomobryomorpha, Isotomidae. The transcript is spliced from 2 exons.
GUCCCACAUUUAUGACCAUUCUGAAGAAAUUGUCCUUGCACCCUAACGCACUAGAUUGUGUCACAAAGGCUGCGAAGGAGGAUUUUUGCUGUUGUCUGUGGGAGGGAGCAUCAGUGUAUGAAAUGAACAAGAAUAUAAGUGAUCGCUUUGGAAGGACUGGGCUCAAAUUUUCCCAAUCUACUACUUUUUUCAUUGACGACGGACUGGUUUAUCAAAAACGAGCAAUUUUUCGUCGUCAUUUUGAUUUCACAAUUUGGAAUGCCAUCCAAAUGGGACUUGUCGAUAAAUGGAUUGAAAUGGAUAUGUACAAAGUUCGAAAGGCGAGACAAGAUUUAAAGCUGGAUGGUGAUGAUUCAAACACCUUCAACGACGAAGAUGGACCACAAAAGUUAAAAGUGCAGCAACUAGUGGGGGGAAUCGUUCUUAUACUUAUUGGAAGUGUGGCAGGGUUUAUGGGAGUUUUGACUGAAAUUCUAGUCCCAUUGUGGUCGUGGAGAAAGCAUAAAAGAGAAAUAAUGGUCAUAUAAAUUAUAAGUGUUUAACAUGAGUUAUUAAU